Molecule: messenger RNA, 2902 nt
Organism: Momordica charantia (bitter melon)
Lineage: Eukaryota; Viridiplantae; Streptophyta; Magnoliopsida; Cucurbitales; Cucurbitaceae
Product: putative LRR receptor-like serine/threonine-protein kinase PAM74
Biological process (GO): protein phosphorylation
Molecular function (GO): protein binding; protein kinase activity; ATP binding
Source: RefSeq, a predicted model, not a curated record
UGGAUAUUUGGUCCUUGAAUGGUCUCUGUGCUUUAGCGUAUCGAUUUCAUUGGAAAUGGCCGGCAAGAUUGAACUUCAAGCACCGAGUUUUUGUCUUUUAUUGAGUAUCCUCUGCAACUCCASCCUGGCUGCCGGAUCCAACAGACAUGGCGGCCGGAGACUUGCUACAGACAGCCCCUCCGAUUUCAUUAGCAUCGACUGUGGUGCAGUUGAAGACUCGGUAGACGGGGAAAGUGGGUUACAAUACAAAUCAGACAAAGAUCUGAUAAACACAGGAGUCACCGCUCAGAUUUCUCCGGCAAUUGCCGACGAUUAUAGACUGCCAUACAGAAACCUAAGAAGCUUUCCGGAGGGAGUAAAGAACUGCUACACACUCAAGCCGGAGGCCGGAAGGAACAACAAUUACUUGAUCAGAGUCCGCCUCGUGUACGGCAAUUACGACGGCAAAAACUCCACCCCACAAUUUGACAUCUAUCUCGGCGUUAAUCUGUGGGCGACGGUGACGUCCGGCGAUAGCAGGGAAGAAGCCAUUUACAUGGCUACCACGGAUUCCUUUGACGUAUGCUUGGUGAAUAUUGGAAGUGGAGUCCCUUACAUUUCUGCCUUGGAAUUACGGCGCUUCGAUAACUCCGUUUAUCGCACCGACGAGCAGCUGUUCAUGGCCUUGGCGAGACGCUACGACGUCGGCAGCGACACUAUAGUCAGAUAUCCGUUUGAUGUUGAUGAUCGAGUCUGGGUACACUAUGAAGUCGGAUCGUUGAAUAAGUUGCAGACGAACGCGAGCAUCACACGGAGCAGUAACGAUUCUUAUGAAUUACCGGAAUUAAUGUUGAAAACCGCCUACGGGACCCGGAAUUCCAGCACUCCUUUCGUCUAUGGAUGGACGCCUUACGCCACCACCUCUACAUUCUAUUUCUGCUUCCAUUUCGCUGAGAUUGAGAAGUUGGAUUCUGGAACGCUCCGAGAAAUGAGUAUUGUCUUGAAUGGCGUCCACACCAUUUCGCAAUCUGUAAAGCUCGAGUAUCUCAAACCACAAACCAUAUGCUCAACUUCAGCUGGCCUCCCUGUUAAUCUCAAUCAAGAAAAUUAUUUACGGAUUUCCGCAGCCUCCGGUUCGGAUCUUCCUCCCAUUAUCAAUGGGUUUGAGGUUUUUUACUUCAGGAACCUCUCUGAUUCACCUACAUUGUUACAGGACGUUAAUGCCGUAAUGGAUAUCAAGAAGACGUUUAAACUAUUGAACAGUGACUGGCAAGGCGAUCCAUGUUUGCCCGCAAUUUCUGUAUGGAAUGGUUUAAAAUGCAGCCGUAGUAAUCCCCCAAGAAUAAUUUCGCUGAACUUGAGCAGCAGCGAGUUAACAGGAGAGAUCCCAUUUUCCCUUUCCAAUCUCACUCAACUGGAGRCUCUGGAUUUAUCCUACAAUGACUUGAGUGGAUCACUUCCAGAAUUUUUAGCGCAACUACCUCAUUUGAAAAUCCUCCAUUUAGCUGGGAAUAAUCUUGGUGGCUCAGUUCCUGCGGGGCUUCUUGUGAAAUCUAGAGAUGGAGUGUUGGAUUUGAGUGUGACUGGUAAUCCAGAACUCUGUUUGUCACCUCCUUGCAAGCAUAAGAAGAAUUCUGUUGUUCCUGUUAUCGUUGCUGUCGUAGCAGCCGUCGUCCUUGUAAUCAGCUUGGUCUUACUUACAAUCCACAUAAGAAAAAAGAGAAAGAAUGCGAUGAAGUCAAAUGAGAAAAUUUCGUUGAAGCAGAAAAACCGAGAGUACAGUUACUCUGAAGUUGUGAGUAUUACUGAUAAUUUUAGACACGCCAUUGGAGAAGGAGGAUUUGGGAAAGUAUAUCUAGGUGCACUGGAAGAUAAAACUCUAGUUGCUGUGAAGCUGCUCUCAUCAACAUCAAAGCAGGGCUACAAGGAAUUUCAAGCUGAGGCACAACUCCUAAUGAUUGUUCAUCAUCGAAACUUGGUUUCUCUGGUUGGAUAUUGCGACGAGGGUAACACCAAGGCGCUCAUUUAUGAAUACAUGGUCAAGGGAAAUUUGCAGCAACACAUAUCUGAUACAAACACAAAUGUUCUGAGUUGGAAUGGAAGACUUCAAAUUGCAGUAGAUGCAGCACAUGGGCUUGAGUAUCUACACAAUGGUUGCAGGCCACCAAUAAUUCACAGAGAUUUGAAACCUGCUAACAUAUUACUAGAUGAUUCAAUGCAGGCCAAAAUAGCUGAUUUUGGGUUGUCUAGAACUUCUCCAACUGAAAGUCAAUCUCAAAUUACAACAAAAUUAGCUGGAACACUAGGGUACCUUGCUCCUGAGACUAAUUUAUCGGGAAACGUCACCAAGGAAAGUGAUGUUUACAGCUUUGGGAUUGUCUUGUUUGAACUGCUGACUGCCAAGCCGGCUAUUAUCAAGGGAUCUGAGUGCGACAUCCACAUAGUGGACUGGGCUAAGCCUCUGAUUGCAGAUGGAAACAUCCAAAACAUUGUCGAUCCGAGGUUAGAAGGCUCAAUAGAAAGCUCUUGUGCUGGAAAAUUUGCGGAGUUGGCUCUAUCAUGUACACUGCCAACUAAAGCUGAAAGGCCAAACAUGAGCGAUGUGGUGUCACAGCUCAUUGCAUGUCUGAAGAUGGCUCAGGACACAGCCCCACAGAUCCGACCUAACAACACUGAGAACUCUUACAACUCAAUUGGCUCUGAUUCAUUACUUAGUCCCAGAUAGAGAUCAAACAGAUGAUCCAAACUAAUAAAGAUGGGCAAUUAGCAAUAUAUGUCUAAAAGUAUAGGGUAAUGGACAUGUAUAAAUAAGGGCUUAGAAAGAUAUUGUUUUCGUUUUCAGGCUCUACUGAACUGUGAAUUUCAUUUUGUAUUUAUUGUAAAACAUGUAUAUAAAUAAGAAUGGAGAUUGAGUUUUAUAAUU